AUGCCAUUACGUACAGAGAUCCUAACCCACUUAGGAAAAAAUGAAGUUAAAAAUCUCAUUGACAAGCCAAAUAUGAGGGGGGUUUAUCUGCUUGUCAGAGCCGUAUGUUUUCUUAUACUUAUUUCCCUUUAUUGGAUCUCCAUCAAUCUUUUCAAUUAUGUUUCUUACGCAUUUGAGCUAACAGUGCCUUCAGCUAGAUAUUUGAUGAAGAGGCACCUUGAAAGUGGUUUUUGGACAUUAUGUAUUUAUCUUUUAGAGUUAAAUGAAAUUAAAGUGAACAUUAUAGGCGAUUCUUUGGAAAAUGAAAAUGCUUUAAUUAUCAGUAAUCAUAGGUCUAUUAUCGAUCACGUCAUCUUCCCAUUUUUAUCCAGAACAGUACUAGAUGAAGAGUUGAUUGAAGUACCCACUCCAAAGGGCAAUCUCAACACAUCUGAAAAGAAAAAAGGAGCAAGGAAAGACAGCUUUAAGAAGGAGAUAAAAAAGGGUAGCAAAAUUAGAUUCAAAUUACUAAGCAACGAAGAGAAAAUUCUGGCUAAAAAUCUAUCCACCAUGUUGAUUCCUAAAAUAAAUUUCUUCACUUGGUACGAGAUAUGGUGUGUGCCAACCCCAAACUAUUUCAAGCAUAUAUCACAAGCUGAUGAAAAUUGGGAACUAGAUGGUGAAACUUUAGUGAGUAUUUUCCAAGAUUACUUAGAUUCACCAGGUACAAAUAGUACACAAUGGCUAACUUUAUUCCCUGAAGUUAAUAUUUUCACAGAGAAGGAUUCAAGAAUGCAAAAUAUCUCGGGGGAAAGACAUUAUCUACCGCAAUUCCAGAAGGUGCUUUAUCCUAGAUUUGGAGGUUUUGCAAAUGCAAUUGGUGGGCUUUACAAAACAAAAUAUACCAGACUUUACGAUAUCACAACUAUAUACUAUACAAGAAACAAGAUUACUGGCGCAAUAGUUGAUUUUAAACCUCCCUCCUUACUUGGUAUUCUUGGAGUCAAAGAUAAUUAUAUUGAAACGGUAAUUUUCGUUCAUGUUGCAGGCAAGUUCUUGAAUAGAGUCCCCCUUAAAAGAAACAAGUUGGAAAAGUAUCUCGAAAAUAGAUGGAUAAAGAAGGACAAGUUGAUUGAAAAGUUGGAAAGGAGGAUAUUACACGAAAAUGUGAAAAUGAUGCGUGACAUCACCCAAGUAAAUUGA
Pichia kudriavzevii is the source of this 1182-nucleotide messenger RNA. RefSeq lists its product as uncharacterized. Bases 1 to 1182 code for a protein of 393 amino acids. Gene Ontology annotation, molecular function: acyltransferase activity. Gene Ontology annotation, cellular component: endomembrane system. NCBI's taxonomy places the organism in Eukaryota, Fungi, Ascomycota, Pichiomycetes, Pichiales, Pichiaceae. The record is from RefSeq and is a predicted model, not a curated record. The transcript has a single exon.